Molecule: messenger RNA, 1086 nt
Organism: Aedes albopictus (Asian tiger mosquito)
Lineage: Eukaryota; Metazoa; Arthropoda; Insecta; Diptera; Culicidae
Gene: RpLP0-like
Product: mRNA turnover protein 4 homolog
Exons: 2
Coding region: 163-1029 (288 amino acids)
Biological process (GO): nuclear-transcribed mRNA catabolic process; rRNA processing; ribosomal large subunit assembly
Cellular component (GO): preribosome, large subunit precursor; nucleolus
Molecular function (GO): RNA binding
Source: RefSeq, a predicted model, not a curated record
CACGAAUGUCAACAUCAGGAUCAGGCACCGCACUCGCGUACAUGCGUUUACAGCCGAUUCAAAUUUUGUGGUUUUAGUUGAGAAUUUCCUUACAAAAAACGUGAAUAUUUGCGCUGAAAUUUGCCAUAGUUUGUGAUUCUACCGAGAGGCAACUGAACCAAGAUGCCGAGAUCCAAAAGAGACCAGAAAGUUUCGUUGACCAAAACCGAUCGGAAGGGUCUCUCGAACAAACAGCAGAUCAUCGAGGACAUCCAGGAGUGCCGACAAAAGUACGACAAUGUGUUCCUGUUUUCGGUGCAGAAUAUGCGCAAUGCCAAACUGAAGGACGUCCGAACGGCCUGGAAGAAUUCGCGCUUUUUCUUCGGUAAGAACCGGGUGAUGCAGCUUGGGUUGAAGUUCGUCAGCGAUGACGGCGAUGAAGACCCGAAGCUGGAGCAGGAUUUGGAGAAGCUGCGGGACCAGAUGAUCGGCCAGUGUGGGUUACUGUUUACGUCCGAGAGCAAGGAAACGGUUCUGGAUUGGUUCGAUUCCUACUCGGCCGAUGAGUUUGCACGAAGUGGAUUCCGGGCAACGAAAACGAUUCACUUGAAGGAAGGUCCUCUGGAGGAGUUCUCCCAUGCCAUAGAGCCACAUCUGCGUUCGCUGGGAAUGCCCACAAAGCUCGAACGAGGAAUUGUCACAUUGUACAAAGAGUUCACAGUUUGCGAGAAGGGAAAGGUUCUGACACCGGAACAGGCCCGGAUUCUUAAGCUUCUGGGGAAACCUAUGGCCAAGUUCAAGGUCAUUAUCAAUUGCUGCUACACGAAGGAGAAUGGGUUCGAAGAGAUCAAGAAGCGGGACAUUGUGGUCACCAAGAAGACCAAGAAGGUGCUGAACAAGAAACCCAAGAAAGCCAAGUCAGAAGAAGCGAUGAGCGAGGAUGAGGAUGAGGACGAUGAAGAGGAUAUGAGUGACGAAGAAGACGAGGACGAGGAGAUGGAUAUGGACGAUGAGGAUGAUGACGAUGACGAGGAUGACGAUAAGGCGUAGUAUUGUAAGGUUAGUGUUAAUUGUUAUGGUAAGAUAAAUGUAUCUUCUAUUCUACAA